Molecule: messenger RNA, 3174 nt
Organism: Pieris macdunnoughi
Lineage: Eukaryota; Metazoa; Arthropoda; Insecta; Lepidoptera; Pieridae
Source: the annotation of a GenBank genome assembly
AUGAAAAGAAAGAUCGACAUGAAUCCGGAAUUGUAUGCAUCACGAUUGGAUUACACUUAUGGAGAGCCAACUGAAACUGAUAUGUCGAGUACAUGCAGUUCAAAUGAUACAUUACAUCAGAAAAAUGCAACAUUUCCUUUCAAACCAACACCAAGUGGAAAUUUAAAAGUGCAAUCUAAUCAAGUAGUAUUUCAGUCGUCAACCGUUGGAGUCCUUCUGGCUGAUCCAACACAAGCAAAGGUGAAAGUGAAAAUUGAAGGAAAUGGCGAAGACUUAAAUAAUGAGUAUAACAAAAUUAUAAAUGCCAAUUACAAGAAUCACCCAGAACCACAUCUGCAAUAUGGCCACAAAACGAGUCCUACUGUGUGUCAUGUUAAAACGGUAAUGGACAGGAAUAUAAAGGAAAAAUCUAAAAUACAAGAAGGAUGUAAUCUAUCCAGUCUUGGAUAUGGACAGACCGAACCGGUAGAUUGGACUUGUGUGCAAUUGCCGAAGAAACAGGAUUUGUUUCAGGAGUUCUAUAGAAGGAUUUUGAAUAAUAUAAACACCGAUUGUAUCGUCCAUAUCGGCAAUGAAGAGUUCCAUUGUCAUCGCAUUGUACUUGAAAUUUAUUCGUCAUUAUUUAGCAAGAAUCAUCAACGGGAAAUUGAAUUACCUAUUAGUAAUCUAAAGCCAACAGCUUUCCAAAUAAUUUACGAGUGGAUGACUGUAAGUGGCUUAGAGAGCAAUAAGCUGUUGAAAAGGGAAAAUGUUCUUGAUUUAUUUUCCGGAAGUCAAUAUCUUGGAAUUAAAGAUUUAGAAGAUCAAUGCUGGGCUUUUAUUGCCAAUGAUAAUAUUUUUAAUGAAGAUUCAGCGUUUGUUUUAUACAGAGGAGCGAGAGUACAGCAUUUGACUCCCGUAAUGGAACUUAUGGUACCUCGAGUAAAGAGAUUCUUUCUGCCUCUAGUAGCUUCUAGCGAUUUUCUUGAUCUGGAACCAGAAGAACUUAUGACGUUUUUGAAGUCCAACUAUAUUUGUGUUGCAAGUGAAAUAGAGGUUUUGAUGGCUGGUGUGAGGUGGUUGUACGGAGACUGGACCUCUCGAAAGCGGUUCGCAACAGACGUCAUGAGAUGUGUCCGCUUCGGUCUGAUAUCUCCAUGGCAACUUGUGGAUAUUAAACGAAACCCUGACAAUGCAGAGAUACUGGAAAUUGUUAACGAACCAGAUGUUCAGCAAUUGGUUGAUGAUGGUUUAGCUUACGUGAUUAUAAAAUAUUGGUAUGGAAACAAUUCAAAGAAUUAUUACCAUUGGAUCGAUGUUCUUGGCUUAUCCGAACCAGUUGAGAGGAAUUGGAUAGGGGAGGAAAAGAAUCAUGUGACAUACAAAGAGUUUUUGAAAUAUCUAGAGCAGUUUAUGGUGCCAAAGGAACAGAUGUACAAGCAGAUGUCCAUGAUGCAACCACCUCGGAGAAAUGAUGACGCACCGGGCAGUUUUCGAGGAAAAGAUCAAGACAAAAUGGAAAUGCGCAGACCCAAAAUAGAUUUCCCCACUCCGGCUGUGUUGAUGGGGCUCACUGAUACUGAGAAAUUUCCAACGAUGAGCGAAUUCUUUGGAAACCAAGCGAAGAUACAGAAAAGUCCUACACAGUCCUUUGAUAGAACACCAAUUGAUGUAACAAGAUCUCAUGAAACAAGAAACAGCCCAGAAAUGGAAAGGAAACCGACGCAAUCCAUGAAUGCCCAGCCCAAAAUUCAAGAACACUUGUUGUACCGUAAGCCAACGAAAAGGGACCAUCAAGUUAACCUCUACAAUUUUGAACCACAAAAUAUAGCCAACAACGUGCAUGAACCACCAGAGAAAGACUCGACCGAGGAAUUGGUGUCUUCGACCAGCGAGACAAGUGAGACACCAGGAACAAGCGCAACAGUUACUGAUACAAGACGGGCCAGUCAGAAGCGGCAUAGCGUCGCAGCAUGCUAUUUAGCUGCUGCCACUGCGGCUCUAUCCGGAAACAGGAGAGACUCGCAGUCAGUAGAUCAACGGCCACAGACAAACAAUGUGUCCCGACCUAAUGCCGUAAACCGACUCAAUUCAGUUCAGAUCAUCUCCAGCCCACAGGCGUCACUUUUUAAUCAAUCAAAGGAAUCUCUCGCUAAAGCUAAUAUGAACAAGCUAUCCACAUCCAUCUUGGGCCCGUCGAACAAGAACUAUAUAGUAGAUGGUUCACUAUUCAACUGGGACCGUGAGACAGUUCUGGUAUUUGGUGGAAUUGACCCCCAUACACCAUAUGGCGUCGCCGGAAACACUGGAAAAGAUAUAUAUAGGUUUGAUCCCGUAACAAACGUUUGGGAAAGUGUGGGGGAACUUCCUGAACCCAGACAUCAUCAUUCUGUGGCCUUUCUUCGAGGGAGAGUAUUCCUAGUCGGUGGUGCAGAUCCUCGUGAAGAUGACUUACGAGGGAAGUCAGUUGUGGUGUCAACUGUAUGGAGCUAUGAGCCGGUGACUCGGUCAUGGUUCAGCGAAUCUGGUCUUGCGAUACCGAGGAAGAAUUUUGGGCUGGUUGUUCAUAAAAUGGCGCUAUACGCUAUUGGUGGGCAGGAUAAAAAGGGCAGAGUAUUAAGAUCAGUGGAAAAGUUCGAUCCAAAGACAGGAUCGUGGAGUGAAGUACGGUCAAUGGGCGUGGCCAGGAUGGCCGUUGCAACUGUCAAGUACAGGGAUUAUAUUUGGGUAGCAGGUGGCAUGACUGGAGAGAAGAAACGACCUGUCUGCAAGAUCGUCGAAUGCUAUAACUAUAAAACUAAUGAGUGGACAGAAAUUCAUAGUUUGCGCUUUCCGAGAUGUUUCGCAACUUUAUUUUCUAUGAACGAUAAGCUGUACAUUAUCGGUGGAGCUGGAAAAAUAUCUGAUAAGGACAAAACACCAAGUAGUGUAGGUGCAAUAGAUGUAUGGGACUGGAAAGAGAGGCAGUGGAAACAAGAGACGGAGAUGUCAAUACCAAGACAUGGCCACGCCCUCGCCUACCUCGGCACGCAGCUGAUUAUAAUCGGGGGUGUAACAACAAUAUACAUGCGAGCGCUCAGCAAUGUCGAGUCGUUUUGCUGUGAACGCGGAGCCUGGAUACGCGGUGUUGCAACCCUUCCCACACCAUUGUCAGGUCAUGGAGCCGUCACUCUGCCACCAGCAUCACUUAUGUGA